AUGUUCGGUGUUAAAUAUUCGAUAAGACAACGACGAAUCAAUGCUCCAGCCGUGAAGCGCGCUAUUGGAACGGUGCUUGGUGAAAAAGCGCUAGAUGCUGACGCGUUGAAUGCUCAGCUGCAGUUAGCACGUCGGCUGAAUAUAGACGAAGUGCGCAGAUUGGGUGAUCAGAAUGUUAGUAUUGUCAGUGAAGAUGGUGGUGAAUUGGACCUAUCGUUGGUUGAUUCUCGCGGCAAAUUUGACAUCAGCGCCGAAGAGCAUGAACUUCAAAUCAGGGAAGAGGAGGUAUUGCGAGUGUUUACUUGGAUCCAUUUGUUGGGAUAUAGCUUGCGAUUUGAAUGUAACAAGAAGUUUUUGAGUUGUUUCUGA
Messenger RNA from Anisakis simplex (herring worm), 369 nucleotides. The record is from the annotation of a GenBank genome assembly. Lineage: Eukaryota; Metazoa; Nematoda; Chromadorea; Rhabditida; Anisakidae.